AUGCGAGGAAUAUUACCUGCUAAAUAUUAUUUGUUUUGGUUUGAAAAUACAGCUGUUCUUAGAGGUGAAACAGAAAAUGAGGCGAUUAAUGGUUUAGAUAAUAAGAAUUGGAAUGUGUGUCAAGCUCUGGACUAUAUGAUCGUCGACAACAAAUUCGUUUUUUGUAGCGGAUCUUAGCCGCGAUAGUGCCUUACGCUCGUAGUAGAAGUGCAUACAUCCAAAAUGGACGUCCGUCAACCCAUUGAGAUCGACCCAGAUUUCGAGCCACAGCAGCGAGUGCGCUGUAAUACUUGGCCCUGUCGUCCACAGGAGGAUGUGGUAGAGGCGCAGUGCUCCCCAGUGUCGGACGAAUCGACAGCAGACAAUCAUGUAAAACCGGACAAUCUGGGCUUGAAUAAAAAGACUUCGUCUCGGCGUAAUGCAUGGGGAAAUCUUUCCUACGCUGACCUAAUUACGAAAGCGAUUCAGAGUUCUGCAGAGCAGAGACUGACAUUGUCACAAAUUUAUGAUUGGAUGGUACAAAAUGUUCCCUAUUUUAAGGAUAAAGGUGACAGCACAAGUUCAGCAGGAUGGAAGAACUCCAUCAGACACAACCUGUCUCUACACAGUCGCUUCAUGCGGAUUCAGAAUGAAGGUACAGGGAAAAGUUCCUGGUGGGUCAUUAAUCCAGAUGCCAAACCUGGCAAAACCCCCAGACGAAGAGUCAGCAGUAUGGAGACCAAAAGCUACGAAAAACGUCGAGGUCGGGUCAAAAAGAAAGUGGAGGCCAUGAGGGCUGCCUUAGAGAACAACAGUCCAUCGUCAACAACAGAGGACUAUCUAGACUCACCAUUGAGUUUUCAGUUGAGUCCAGACUUCCGACCUCGAGCGAGUUCUAAUGCCAGUAGCUGUGGUCGGUUGUCGCCAAUACCAGCUAGUAUAGAGCCAGACCUUCAUGAUAAUCAGGUACCCAGGAUGUCCCCGAUCCAUUGGGGCCAGGAACUGGAUACAUCUGGAAGCUACAAUGAUGUUCCAUAUGAUCCUAUUAUUAGCAGUCUGGUGGAUGGAAUGAAGCUAGAUAGUAAUAUGGGAAUACCAGAUGACAUGGGGCUCAGAAUGGAUCCCAGUGAGAUCGAGAUGCUCGAAGGGGGAAUGGUGCACUCUUUGCUCAACUCCAGUCAAGGAAAUAUCAAUGAGAAUGUAACACAACAGAUGAUGUCUUCUAAUGGAAACAUGAAUAUGUCGCAGUAUAAUGAUCAAAGUGCCAACUUCAAUGACAGCAAUCAAUAUGGUAGUACCCUCCCAGCCCCUCCCACCUACCAAGAUUCCUUGAGACGAAGUCCUCAGCAACAGGGCAGCUUAGAGCAACUGUUGAUGUCUAAUGGAGGAUUUGGGGAUAUGCCAUUGCAGCAGCAACAGAAUAUAAGAAUGUACAACAGCCCUCAGUCAGCCCAACAUAGCCCGAUGUACUCCCAGCAAGAGGCCUUACUAAUGCAGCAGAACAGUGGAAGCCCAUCUGGUAGUUCUUUGAGCAUUAACACACAGAUGUCCUCGCCAGCGCGCUCACCUCAACAACAGGUGAGUCCUAAUUUCAACAACCAUAUGAUGAAUUAUGGCCAGCAGCAACACUCGCCACAGCCCAGCAUGAAGCCAAUGUCUCCACAGCAACCAAUGAUGAAUCGACAGCCAACCUCCCCAUCUCAGCCUUCGCUGCUCCAGCGCUGUCUGGAACAGAGCUCUGAAGCCCUCAUCAGGCAGUCACCCUCAGACUCCCUACUCAGACAGGCCCUCACUCAGAAGUCUAGCCCACAGUACUCUAAACAGACAACAAAUACAAAUCAGGUCCCCUUCUCCACCUCACAAAAUACAGGCUUCACAAAUCUGUGUCCAGUGCCCAGACAAAACAUGAGUCUGAGCAAUGGACUGAACAACAACUUGGUUUCUUCACAGCAGAAUGCUAGAAAUGUCAUGACAUCACUUCAUCAGGCUCUUGCUGGCUCUCCAAAUAUGACCUCAACACAGUCAGUCAUCUCUUCACAGCCAGUAAUCUCUGAAAACAGUUCGGGUACUUCCCUGAAUGAACUGAGUCCCGAUUUCUUUGAAUCAGACAGUGACAUGCAGAAAGUGCUUCAGCAGGAAAUCCACCUGGAGGGCAGUUUGGAUUUUGACUUUGAUCCGGUUGGCACAAGUCCAGCAGGAUCUUUAGAAUCACAAAACAUGGUUCGAUAAUGAUGGUUUUCUGCCCUAGCAGGUAUGUAGGAAAAGAUGGAGUGAUUGUGAUGAGAAGACUGGAGUUCAAAUAUCAUUUCAGUAGUUGUUGUGUCUAACAAAAAAAAAAUAUAUUUGUUGUCCCCCAGACCGAACUCCAGAUUCUCUUUAUGUGGCAGCACUACAAUAUCAGCAACUUGAACAACAGAGCAAUACAGAGCGAGGAUGCCCUGCAUACUCAGCUAUUAAAAAGGAGGUGCAUGUGGAACUUGGAGUGAAAAUAAACAAAGCCUCUACUUAGUAAUAGUGCAGAGUAAGAGGACAAAUGGUCCAGGAAAAAGAGAACAUUUAAAGGGGAGAAAAGAGUGAUCUCAGACAUAUAGUGCAUGUUCAAUCCGUGUGCUACAGAUUUCUUCAUGAAGACUCGAGUGUGUCUCGAACACAUUUACAGAGCUAUUCAAGGAGUACACAUCUAUUCUCGAUACAGUAGCCACACCUCAUGGAAAAGGAAAGGACAGCAACAGAGCCAUUUAUAUAUUCUUUAC
This is a messenger RNA of Saccostrea echinata, 2732 nucleotides long. Its product is annotated as forkhead box protein O-like. NCBI's taxonomy places the organism in Eukaryota, Metazoa, Mollusca, Bivalvia, Ostreida, Ostreidae. Gene Ontology annotation, biological process: regulation of transcription by RNA polymerase II. The transcript is spliced from 2 exons. Gene Ontology annotation, molecular function: RNA polymerase II cis-regulatory region sequence-specific DNA binding; DNA-binding transcription factor activity, RNA polymerase II-specific. Gene Ontology annotation, cellular component: nucleus. The coding region runs from base 223 to 2208 and encodes 661 amino acids. The record is from RefSeq and is a predicted model, not a curated record.